Molecule: messenger RNA, 4334 nt
Organism: Lotus japonicus
Lineage: Eukaryota; Viridiplantae; Streptophyta; Magnoliopsida; Fabales; Fabaceae
Product: pentatricopeptide repeat-containing protein At1g11710, mitochondrial
Exons: 3
Coding region: 175-2118 (647 amino acids)
Molecular function (GO): protein binding
Source: RefSeq, a predicted model, not a curated record
UGUACCUCAAACCUGUCGUCGCAACCUAAACCCCAGAGGUUUUGGCCAACCCCCCCACUUCGCACCACCGGCCACGGCACUCCUCCGCCGUGAACUGCACGGCUCAGCCACUACCACCAGGCAGGCAGGAAAGUGCUGAUGAACAACGAUGAUUGAUUACGCUCUUUCACUGUCAUGUUUCUAACUUCCAUUCCAUUCAAAUUUCGUUCCAUUUUCUUCCGAGCUUUUCAUGCUGGUAAGCGUUUCUCAAACCCAACUGCUGCAGCUGAAGACAUCAUCUUCAGAGCUAUCUGUGUUCACCUCAAACAUAGGAGAUGGAGUGCUCUGGAGCAACUGUCCCCAAAGCUCACAACGUUCAUGGUGAACCGAGUUGUUUCCGAGUUUCACAACUCACCCCACUUAGCUUUAGACUUUUACAAUUGGGUUGGGAUGUUGUUCCCUCACUCGUUACAUUCUUCUUGCACCUUACUCCAAGUCUUAGUGAAUUCAAGGUGGUUCACUGAGGCCUUGUCCCUCAUGCGGAACUUGAUUGCGAAAGAGGGUAUUGCUCCUUUGGAGUUGUUGGAAGCAUUGAUGGAUGAGAGUUAUCAACAUUGUCCUGCUGUUUUUGAUGCAUUGGUGAGGGCUUGUACUCAGGUUGGGGCCACUGAGGGUGCUUAUGAUGUGAUCUGCGAACUAAGGACCCGCGGUUGCUUGGUUUCGGUUCACGCUUGGAAUAAUUUCUUAAGUCACCUGGUGGAGGUGAAUGACAUUGAUAGGUUCUGGAGGUUGUAUAAAGGAAUGGGUUCUUUUGGGUAUGUGGAAAAUGUGAAUACUUUUAAUUUGGUUAUUUAUGCUCUUUGUAAGGAAUGUAGGGUGGUGGAAGCUAUUACUGUGAUUUAUAGGAUGUUAAAGGAUGGAACUUUCCCUAAUGUUGUUUCUUUCAACAUGAUAAUAGAUGGGGCGUGCAAGACUGGCAGCUUGGAUCUCGCCUUGAAGGUUAUGAAGAAGAUGAAUUUGAUGACUGGAAAUUCUGUUUGGCCCAAUUCUGUUAGUUACAACUCUAUCAUCAAUGGGUUCUGUAAGAAAGGGGGAUUAUUGCUUGCAGAAGAAGUUCUUGGUGAUAUGGUGAAGGCGGGUUUUGAGCCGAGUGUUAGGACUUAUGCUACUUUAAUAGAUGGGUAUGCUAGGUGGGGGAGUUUGGAGGAGUCACUCAGGCUGUGUGAUGAAAUGGUGGAAAGAGGAUUGUUUCCUAAUAUUGUUGUUUACAAUUCAAUUUUAUACUGGCUUUAUCGUCAUGGAGACAUGGAGGAGGCAUCAAAGGUAUUAUCUGACAUGAUAGAUAAGCAUAUAUGCCCCGAUCAGUAUUCCUAUGCAAUCCUCACCGAAGGGCUUUGUAGAAAUGGAUAUCUGACUGAAGCUCUUAAGCUUCAUAACCAGAUUUUAAAAUUUGAUCUAAUAGAGGAUGCCUUUUCUCUGAACAUACUUCUCAAUUAUAUAUGCAAAAGCAAAAAUUUGGCAGCAGCUAAGAAACUAUUGGGCAGCAUGAUUACACGUGGUCUACCACCUGAUGUUUAUACAUAUGCGACUGUGAUUGAUGGACACUGCAAGCUAGGUAAUACAGAAAAUGCACUUCGACUUUACAAUGGGAUGAUAAAGAUGGAUGAGCAGCCAAACUUAACAAUAUACAAUUCUUUCAUCAAUGGUCUAUGUAAAAUGGCUUCAACAGAUGUUGCAAAAAAUUUAGUAGAUGAAUUACGAAAGAGAAAAUUAUUGGAUGCCACAACCUUUAACACAUUGAUUAGUGGAUAUAGCAACAGUGGGCAGAUUGAUGAAGCGUUUGGCUUGACAACAGAAAUGAAGAGCUUGGGCCUUUCUGCAAACAGAGUUACAUAUAAUACACUGAUAAACCUUCUGUGCAAGUAUGGGUGUGAUGAAGAAGCAAAAGAACUAAUGAAGAUGAUGAUUAUGCAAGGCAUUCGUCCAGAUUGUAUAACAUACACUACACUUAUUACCCAUUUCAACAAGAAACAUCAUCCUGAGGAAGUAAUUGCAUUGCAUGAUUACAUGAUUCUUAAGGGAGUAAUCCCUGAUCAGAAAACAUACGAUGCCAUUGUCAGCCCAUUUCUUUUAGCAUAAAGGGUUGCCCACAGUCACGGGCUCACAGCUCAGAGGUUAAUGGGUCACUUUUCCGAUUUUUUUGAUAGUAAGUAAUAUUAGACUGUUAAUUAUCUACUACACGAACCAAUUUCCAGUAUUACACGUUCCCUUUUUUUUUAUCUUCUACACCGGCUGGUUUCAUUUGCCAAAAUUUAUUUCUUAAUUCUAUUAAUUAUGCUAAUAAGUAAUAACUGUAGUUUAAGUGGUGUUCAAUGUCUUUGGCUUUCUCGACUAAACGGUAAGGUGAAAGUCCGUUUUGUGAUUCUCUGUUUAGAUUUUUAAUUUUUUAUAAUGGUUUUGUAAUUCAUGGCCUUGCAUGAGAUUUUGAUUAGCUUGUACAAUCUAAUUGAGGCUAGUUAGUUUUCAACUUCUUAUUGCUUGUGUCUUGAGUAACAUCUAAUUGUUAUGUAAGAUCUGAUCGACUCAAUUUAGUGAAUUGCUGUAUCUAAUAUCUAUGCAAACCUUUUCUUUGUUCCACCGCUUGCAUUUACUUAUUUGAAUUUUGAGGUACUUGUUUCAUUAUUCUUUCCUUCAUUUGUUAAUCUUUUUUUUCAACGAAUUGUAAGUUGAGCCUCUACUAUUGUUUAAGGUUCUUACCCUUAUCAAAUAUAUGGCAAAGCAUGUUAUGGGGUUAUGCUCAUGGUUUGUUUUGAAUUGGUAUGGUGAUGUGGGGUUAGGUGCCAUGAUUGACUUUAAUUGGGUUUUGGAAAUUGGAACACUGUUUAUUACAACCUCUUGUGGGUUUCUUUGCCAUUUCUUGGUUCCAGUUGGUUCUAAUUUUUGUUUGUUCAGUGUUUGGUCCUUGGUGAUUGGAUGGGGUGCAAUUGCUGAGGAUCGUUACUGAAAAAUGACCACCAUUUUGUCCUUGAUCUUGAGGACCUGCAGAGUCUAAUAGGAAUAGACUCCUAUCAGAAGAGUUCAUGACAGGAGAUGUAGAAGAGUUGUAUGGGAUCCGAGCCUCUAAAGCUCACUUUCAUUGUAAAACUUACCAACUAACAAACAGAGAGCUAGUUAGUAGUAGUUACGGGGGAAUUGUUAGCUGUUUGAAGCAUAAAUACCGAGUUAUAGGGACUGUUCUGGGUGUAUGCAGAUUGUAUUUGAGAAUCGUGGAUUACGCUCGAAUUAUUCCGCAACCCCUUGUAUUCUUCCCUGCUCUAUUUCCUGGGUCAUUCCGCAUUGGGUUAGAUUUGGGAAAUUAUGGUUUAGUGCAAUAAAUACGAAAUUCUCACUCUCUUUUGGUAUUAGUUCUAUCAGAUGCAUCUGGGUAAAACUUUGUACUGUCAAUUUCAGAUUAAUAUAUGGUAAAGUCAACUUCUUUCAAAAUAGUAUAACAUUUUUCAAAGUUCAGCAUGUAAGGUUUAUGUCAAAGAAACAUAAUUUUGAUAUCUGAAAGUGUAGUGAUCGAUAAUUUUUUUCUUCGAAAGAAGUAAAUUUGUCAAAUCGGUCAAUUUAAUUAGAACUAUGUAAGGUCUUUGAGAAGGAUGGUGCCAAGUUUUCAGUGUUGAAGAGGGUAGAUGAGAAGAACUCCUAUCUUUCGAUGCUCUAUCCUCUACAAAGUCAUGCUAUGAAAGGAGGAGUUCCCUCUAAAGGAUGUAAGGUACCAUUAUCUCAUGUUAAUUUCUGCGUGGCAACAAGCUGUGACUUGCAAGGAUAAUGCAGAGUGUUCACCCCCCCCCCCCCCCCCCCCAGGACUUCAUGGAGCAUGUUGGAAGUCACCGGCUGAUAUACUUCUUCCGUGAGCAUUGAGCAAGCACUUACGCUUGGGAAAGCUCCCAAGUAUGGAGCCGAAUUGGUUUUUUUACUUUUCAACUUCUUGGAACCCUUUUGUCAUAGCAGCCUAUUUGAGCAGUGCUACUCUAGUAGCUGGUCGAAUGAUGCUGAUUAAUGUUUAUUUCAUGUUGUACUCUAUUCCAUAACAUUCAUUAGAUUUUAGGAAUGGCUUAAUCAGAUAUUGAGUCCAAGAGUUGAACAACUCAGAUAGUGGUCAAUCAGAUAUUAAACAACUCAAUGUUUUAAAUCCAAGAGUUGUUCUUCUUGUUUUGGGAAUGGUUUUGAAUGAUGGUUUUCAAAUCACAUUUCUUAUAUUAGUGUUGAGGGUGAUUCGAACUUAUCCUAUCACCCCUACGAGGUCUAGUUUGUCUACCACUAGAACAAUAUGUUGAUAUUUUCAAUAUAAAUCUACUACAUUGUUAAGA